AUGGGUCACGUUCGUGUAAACUGCCCAAAAAGAAAUCGAGCAUGUUAUUCUUGUGGAGUAUUUGAGCACCGACAAUUUGAAUGCCCCCGUAUGAGGCGGGAAGAAAGUAAGGCAUCAAUGCAGCAACCGCCGGUGGGUGGUGCUUCAAGUCAAAAGGAGGAGGUACCCAAAGCACGAGCUCGAGCUUUUCAGAUUACCGCGGAGGAGGCUCGCAAUGAGGCAGACGUCAUUACUGGUAUUUUCUUUGUUAACUCUAGACCUGCUUGUAUCUUGUUCGAUUCUGGAGCUACAAAUUCUUUUGUGUCGUAUGUCUAUGUUCGUUAUCUAGAAUCUGUGCCAGUUAUGCUUUCUAUACCAUUUACCGUUGAUACUGCUAAUGGAGUCACUUUGAUAGCUGAUAGAGUGUUUAGAGAHUGCACUUUAGUGUUAGACGAACAUGAAUUUUUAGUAGAUUUGAUUCCUAUGGAUAUCCGUGGUUUCGAUGUCGUGAUUGGUAUGGAUUGGUUAGUGAAGAACCGUGCAGAUUUCAUUUGUUCUCAGAGGAUGAUUCGGGUACCAGUUGAGAAUGGAGACUACUUAUACAUUUAUGGGGAAAGACGUAUAGGCGACUUGAAGGUAAUAUCUAUGCUUAAAGCACGACGUUAG
Messenger RNA from Cynara cardunculus var. scolymus (artichoke), 645 nucleotides. RefSeq lists its product as uncharacterized. Lineage: Eukaryota; Viridiplantae; Streptophyta; Magnoliopsida; Asterales; Asteraceae. The transcript has a single exon. Bases 1 to 645 code for a protein of 214 amino acids. Gene Ontology annotation, molecular function: nucleic acid binding; zinc ion binding. The record is from RefSeq and is a predicted model, not a curated record.